Messenger RNA from Caretta caretta (loggerhead turtle), 1329 nucleotides. The record is from RefSeq and is a predicted model, not a curated record. Lineage: Eukaryota; Metazoa; Chordata; Testudines; Cheloniidae.
CCAAUGAGCGUGUAGCGGCGUGAGGGAAUCUCGGCGCGGCGGUUGAUUUCCCCUUUUGCGGAGCGCUUCGCUGCGGUACCAACGAGCCCGGCUGCUCCCUUCUCCCGGGACCAUGGCGCUGACCUGUAGUUGACGUUUGUUUCUUCCCUCCCAUCUUCUUCUGCUUCUUUCCCUCCCUCUCUGUCUCCUCCUCCGGGUCCCGGCUCGGACCAGCGGCCGCUCCCGGACCCCCUGUCCGCUCCGUCUCCCCCCAUAGGAACAACAGGCUGUAAGGGACGCGCGGGCGGCUUGCUGCCGCACCAUGAACAUCAGCAUCGGCAUCGGCGGGGUCACCAAUGGAGGCAAGACCACGCUGACCCACAAGCUCAUGCAGGCCCUGCCCAACUGCGGGGUGGUGCAUCAGGAUGACUUCUUCAAGCCCCAGGACGAUAUAGAAGUUGAAGAUGGAUUUAAACAGUACGAUGUUCUUAGUGCCUUGGAUAUGGAAGCUAUGAUGAGUACCAUCAAUGCUUGGAUGAAAAACCCAAUUAAGUUUGAACGCUCACAUGGCAUCAAUAACACCUUGGAUGCCAAAAUACUACAGUAUUCAGAAGAGAGAGAUGAAACAAUCCAUAUUCUUAUUGUAGAAGGCUUUCUUCUUUACACUUACAGACCAUUGAUUGAGAUAUUCAACCAUCGGUACUUUCUUUCCAUUCCAUAUGAAGAAUGCAAGAGGAGGAGGAGUUCAAGGAACUACACUGUACCAGAUCCUCCUGGAUUGUUUGAUGGCCAUGUCUGGCCCAUGUACGUGAAACAUAAGAAAAUAAUGGAAGACCUCAAAGUUGAUGUGGUUCCGUUGGAUGGAACAAAAUCAAAGGAGGAGCUGUUUAAUGAAGUUUAUGAACAGAUCCAGAACAAGAUUGAGAAACUGCUGAUUAUACAGCUAUCAAUCACAUCUAAGUCUAGAAGCUGCAGCUCUUGGCUGUCAGUCAUCUCAAACUUCUUCCUAUUAGCCCAAGCUGACAACUGGAAAUGAAGGGUGCUCUAUUGGUGAGGAUGCUAAUGUGGGCACCAUGAGAUCCAAAUUCAAGUCUCUUCUCCAUGACAGACUGAUGCUGGGCAAAGUCACCUAAUCUUUGUUCUUCACCUCAAAGGACUAUUGAGAGGCUCAUAUUCUGGUGUAAGUACUAUAGCUAGAACUCUAUCCUUAUCGUCUCCUAGGGUUGCAACGGCUGUCAUUCUGGUCUUAGCUCUCCUUCCCUCCUAUGACAGGUUUCAGAGUAACAGCUGUGUUAGUUUGUAUUUGCAAAAAGAAAAUGAGUACUUGUGGCACCUUAGACUAACCAAUUU